GUCAUUUACAGGAAGUGUGCAAUCCAGCCAUGUUCCUGGAAAGUGAAACUAACUUGCACUGCUCUUGUUUUCCAGAAAGAGGAAACCAUGGCCGGUGUCUCCGGAGGUUCUGUGCAGGACUUGUGCGAGGAAGCCACUUGCUCAGUUUGCCUGGACUAUUUCAGGGAUCCGGUGACCCUCGCCGAGUGUGGGCACAACUUCUGCCGGGCCUGCCUGGGCCGCUGGUGGGGGGACUCGGAGAAAGAGGCCUUCUGCCCCCAGUGCAGGCUCACCCUCCAGAGCAGGGAUGUCAUCCCCAACCGGCCGCUGGCCAACUUUGUGGAAAUCACCAAGAAACUCAGCCUUCAGGGGCCCAGGGGGGCAGGGGCAAUGGGGGGAGUGUGUGGGGAGCACCAGGAGCCCUUCAAGUUCUUCUGCAAGGAGCACCAGAGGCCCAUCUGCGUGGUCUGCGACCGGGCCAAGGAGCACCGAGAGCACACGGUCAUUCCUCUGCAGGAGGCUGCCCAGGAAUACCAGGAUCAAAUCUGCAAUUGCCUGAAGAAUCUGAAAGAGGACAAAGAGAAAUUUCUGGCAUCAAAAGCAGCCAUAGAAAAAGAGAGCCAAGAUCUGCUUAAUGAAACAGAAGUAGAGAGGGAAAAAGUAAUGUCUGCGUUCAGAGAGUUGCAUCACUUUCUGGAAGAUCAGGAGAAGCGUCUGCUGGUCCAGAUGGAAGAGAUAGAGAAAGAAAUUAUAAGAAAAAGGAAGGAGCAUCUAGCCAGGUUUUCCAGGGAAAUCUCAUUCCUUGGGAGUCUCAUCCAAGAGAUGGAGGAGAAACUUCAUCAGGAGGCUAGUGAAUCCCUGCGGGAUAUUGGAAGGAUCUUGAAGAAAACUGAGAAGAGAGGGACAUUUUGUAGUGUUGUGUUCAUCCCAUCUGCAAUGAAACUGAAGAUCUCAAAUAUGCGUGAUAUGAACCCCUUUCUAGAGGGUGCCCUGAAGAAAUUUGAAGACCUCUUUCUAGAAAGAAAAAAGAUGGAAGAAGUAGCAGGAAACAUGGCAGAGUUUCGGUCUGAAAGCACUGGCAUCAGGGCCCAGCGUCAAUUUCCAAGAAGAUGGGAAGAUGUCCUCUUAUCUGGGCCUCCACCAAAGAAAGUGAAUGUUACUCUUGAUCGAGACACAGCUUUCCCUCGACUCGUCUUGUCUGAAGACCUUAAAUGUGUAAGAUGGGACAAGAAGUAUCAAGACCUGCCGGAGAAUCCUGGCAGAUUUAACCUGUCUUCCUUUGUGCUGGGGCGUGAGGAAUUCUCUGCAGGCAGAUAUUUCUGGGAUGUUUCUGUAGGAAGUGAGGAACGUUGGGCUGUGGGAGUUGCCAGAAAGUCUGUAAGGAGAAAAGGUCCUGUAAUUAUUAGUCCUGGAAGCGGGAUAUGUGCGGUGGAAAAGUCAGAAGGUGAGUAUAAGGCCUGCAUCCCACCUGACAAUCCUCUCCUGAACCUGAAUGAGAAGUUGAGGAAGAUCCGAGUGUUUCUGAGCUGUGCGGAAAACCAGGUUGCCUUUUAUAAUGCGGACACAGGAGACUUUCUCUUUGAGUUCGUUGGAAUGUGUUUUGGAGGACAGCCCAUUCUGCCCUUUUUUCGGGUGUUCCUAGAAGGCCACCUCAGAAUCUCUUCUUAAGGCCGACAAGUUGCCAUCAUGAGCCUUCAUCUCUGAAGCAAGCUGAUUAACCCAAAAGCCAAGGAUUUGUUGGAGAAGUUUCCCUUUUCCCUUUAGGGAAUUCGUAUUUUUCAGUGUGAUAUGAAAACUAAAACAGUUAGGAAUUAGCCUUCGUUGAGUAAAGCAGCCAAACAAGUGUGCCUCAGUUACUCUAUGGUGCUUUCCUAAGUUCUUUCGUGACUCCUAAAACAAACAAGGUUUGCAGCUUUAGGUCACAAAUUAAAAGAGUUUACAAAUUUCUUUGUAUUUACAUGUGUAUGAGGAACCCACAUAGUAACUAAUUGAUGAAAGAAGUAGUUUUCCUUUCACUAAAGUCUUCCCUUUUAACACAUUUCUUUUUGAUUGGGUAGCAAAACAUGGCUGGAUAGUAGGGGAGGAUCAGAGAAAGAGAACAUUUCCUCUCCCAUGCCCCCAGACAGACCUAUCCUUGUACACUCAUUGAGAUGGCUAGCACCUUAAAGCACCCAUUGUUUAUCUGGACUUACACCAUUGUAUCCACCGGAGUCUGAAUAUUAAACGCAUUAUCGAUUUGUCACACCACAUUCUUUUCUGAUGGCACCCCUCACACGUGAAUCAAUAAAUUGACAGACUCUUCAAAAUAACCAAUGACAGUUUAUUAAAGUUUUCCCCCAGUCAGUACUACCAGCAAUGACAUUGGAUGGAAUCCUGGACCAGUCAAGGAACAGUUCCUAGCCAGACAGUUUGUGAAUCAGCGCAUAGACUUGAAUAACUGUCAAAAUAUAAUAAAUAUGCUCCUUAUUCACAAUUGCAGUAUGUCAGUCUUUGGAAUGCAUUUUCCACUGACAUCCUCUCUGCCCAUUGAGAAUAAGGCCUUGAUUUUUCCUUUGAGCUAUCUAUGUCUCAUUCGGCCUUCUGAGAAGCUAGACACACCAGGCCCCUGAACGUGCAGUUCUUUCAGAAGCUGAAAUCACACAACAUACCAAAAUGUAAAGAUAUAUCACUGUAUAGUAAAGUUAGUAUUGUCUGUGCCAUCAUAUGCGAUUUUAAUUGAUGUUUUAAUAUGUUUUGAAUGGUUGGUUUUUAAUGCUUCUAUUUACCAAUGUAUUUUAUAUGCAGCAUCCAGUUGUUGCCUUUGUAAGGCUGCCCUGAGUCCCCUUCGGGGUUGAGAAGGGCAGAAUAUAAGCGUGGUAAAUAAAGCUGGAUGGUGAAGAAAGCUGAUCAGAAGAAAUUUGAACUGUAGUGUGGGAGAAGAAUUCUGCAUAAACCGUGGACUCCAAUGGAGCCCGAUUUCUAAAUUGUUUUGCAUCAUGGAACUACUUUUCAUGAUUUGUUAAAAAAAAAAUUCAACCCCCCCCCCCCCCUUCCGAAAUUUGUUUCUGGUUAUGGCCCUGUCAGCAUGAGUACAGAAUGCUAACCAUGGGAAUACACUGGAGGAACUAAAGAACCCUAGAGAGAACAUUUUAAUGAAAUCCAUGAAAAAUCAAAUACACAAAAGUCAAACUUGCAUAUGUGGAGGGAUGACCGUAAUGUCAUGGGCAGUGAGUGAGGCGACCUUCCAUCCUUAUGGGUUGGUUCUCCCUGUUCUCCUUCCCCAAUACUCAUGCAUUAUAACACCAGUGACCAUGAAAAGUCAUGGGCUCUGCUUCUGCCCUUCUGUCCUUCUCUCCUUUGCUGCCCAGGAAUCCAAUUAAUUCCUAUACUUGCUGAUAGGAUAAUAAUAAUAAUAAUAAUAAUAAUAAUAAUAAUAAUAAUAAUAAUACAGUAUUUAUAUUCCACCCUUCUCACCCCGAAGGGGACUCGGGGCGGAUCACAUUAUGUACAUAUAGGGCAAACAUUCAAUGCCCAUAAACACAUCGAACCGAGACAGAGACAACAGACAGACAGACGCAGAGGCAAUUUUAACCUUCUCCUGAGGGGAUGUUUGAUUCUGGCCACCGGGGGGAGCAGCUGCUUCAUCAUCCACUCUGAUGGCAUUUCCUCACUUCCUCAUUCCAACAUUGUAAAUUAGUUAAACUUGCCUCCCCACUUUUAUAAGUGGUACCUUAUUUCCUACUUGAUAGAUGCAACUAUCUUUCGGGUUGCUAGGUCAGCAACAAGCAUGGGCUAUAUUUUAUUUUUAAUUGACGGGUGCCCACCCCACCACAGGCUGGCCUCAAACUCAUGACCUCAUGGUCAGAGUGAUUUAUUGCAGCAGCUGUUUACCAGCCUGCGCCACAGCACGGCCCCUCCCUUUCCAAUCUGAUUCUGCUGCAGUUGUUCCCACUUGCCCUGCUACUGUUUUGAAAAUCUUUCUUUGCAGUCCUCUGUGGAUUUGAAAGCUGAGGUGGAUUUCAUUUCAAGUGAUUGAGCCAAUAAAUGAUCCAAUAUUU
Anolis carolinensis (green anole) is the source of this 4016-nucleotide messenger RNA. Its product is annotated as zinc finger protein RFP. The coding region runs from base 88 to 1647 and encodes 519 amino acids. The record is from RefSeq and is a predicted model, not a curated record. Gene Ontology annotation, biological process: regulation of gene expression; innate immune response; protein ubiquitination. Gene Ontology annotation, cellular component: cytoplasm. Lineage: Eukaryota; Metazoa; Chordata; Lepidosauria; Squamata; Anolidae. Gene Ontology annotation, molecular function: ubiquitin protein ligase activity; zinc ion binding; protein binding. The transcript has 8 exons.